AUGGAAAACGAAGAAAUAGAGUCCAUAUUAAAUUGUCCAAUUUGUAUGGAGGAAUACAAUGACCCGCGUAUCCUGCUGUGUCAACAUACAUUUUGUGAAGCCUGUUUAUCAACCUACAUCAAAGACUUAAGUAAGAACAAACCGCUAAAUGUUAGGUCAUUUCCGUGCCCUAUUUGUCGACACAAAACAAAACUGAGAAAUAACGCCGACGACGCAUCGUCAUUCGAAAAAGAUUUGACAAAGAUAGCAUUGCUGCAGUCCAAACACAUCCUCCUAAUGCAAGAUGAUGAGUCAUCAGAUGAAAGUGACAUAUUCGCGACACAAACCAUGACAACGCAAACAGAAGACGGAAAUAAAGAUUCCAAUUCAACGUCAUUACCUACUGAAAGUGUUAACGGUAACAUUCGAAAACCACCUUUGAAAAGAUACAGAAAACGUACAGUGAAAAAGAUUAAAAAGAGUAAAGAAAGAAUUGCCAUGAAACAAAAUCAACAGCUCAAGAAGAAAAAUAAAGAAUCGGAGAUUAAAUCAGACCUCUUUGUGGACAACUUUUAG
Ruditapes philippinarum (Manila clam) is the source of this 555-nucleotide messenger RNA. RefSeq names its product tripartite motif-containing protein 2-like. The coding region runs from base 1 to 555 and encodes 184 amino acids. The transcript is spliced from 3 exons. NCBI's taxonomy places the organism in Eukaryota, Metazoa, Mollusca, Bivalvia, Venerida, Veneridae. Gene Ontology annotation, molecular function: ubiquitin protein ligase activity. Gene Ontology annotation, biological process: protein ubiquitination. The record is from RefSeq and is a predicted model, not a curated record.